CUGGUGGGCAGGACCUGCAGGAGCGGAAGUGAACUGCCGCCUCCUCCCGCGCCGCGGGCCUCCCGGGGCCACCUGGAGCCGGUGUCCUGGGAGUUCUGUGCGCAGUUGGUAUCCGUGGGGCAGAGAGAAACGGGCUUCCCACAGCCACCGCCACCCAUUGGAAUGGCCAACAGGGGACCUGCAUAUGGCCUGAGCCGGGAGGUGCAGCAGAAGAUUGAAAAGCAAUAUGACGCAGACCUGGAGCAGAUCCUGAUCCAGUGGAUCACCACCCAGUGCCGAAAGGAUGUGGGCCGGCCCCAGCCUGGGCGGGAGAACUUCCAGAACUGGCUCAAGGAUGGCACGGUGCUCUGUGAGCUCAUUAAUGCGCUGUACCCCGAGGGGCAGGCCCCUGUAAAGAAGAUCCAGGCCUCCACCAUGGCCUUCAAGCAGAUGGAGCAGAUCUCUCAGUUCCUGCAGGCAGCUGAGCGCUAUGGCAUUAACACCACCGACAUCUUCCAAACCGUGGAUCUCUGGGAAGGAAAGAACAUGGCCUGUGUGCAGCGGACGCUGAUGAAUCUGGGUGGGCUGGCAGUAGCCCGGGAUGAUGGGCUCUUCUCUGGGGAUCCCAAUUGGUUCCCUAAGAAAUCCAAGGAGAAUCCUCGGAACUUCUCGGACAACCAGCUGCAAGAGGGCAGGAACGUGAUCGGGUUACAGAUGGGCACCAACCGUGGGGCGUCUCAGGCAGGCAUGACCGGCUACGGGAUGCCGCGCCAGAUCCUCUGAUCCCACCCCAGGCCUUGCCCCUGCCCUCCCACGAAUGGUUAAUAUAUAUGUAGAUAUAUAUUUUAGCAGUGACAUUCCCAGAGAGCCCCAGAGCUCUCAAGCUCCCUUCUGUUAGGGUGGGGGUUCAGCCUGUCCUGUCACCUCUGGGGUGCCUAUUGGCAGCCCCUUCCCCUAGCUUACUAAUACAUUCCCUACCCCAUACCCAUCAAAACUGGACCAACUGGGCUCUUCCUUUCCCCUGGGACCAAAAUGUAGGGGCCUCAGCACCCCCACCACCAUGCCUCUCCUCUCUCCUGGCCUGCUCUGUCCCUGAGCUCUGUGCCCUCCAUCCAUGCAUGGCUGGGCGUCAGUGAUGCUGCCUCCGCUUUCUGAUGCUGGACUCGCCUUGCUUCUGCAAGCAUGCUUCUCCCGCAGCUGUGGCUGCUGCAGGAACUUAAUUUAUAGGGAGGAGCCUGUGGCAGCUGCUGCCCCAGCCACAGCUGCAUUGACUGUGCUCACCACACAUCUGGGGCAGCCUUCCCUGGCAGAGGCCCUCAUGGCUUCUCAUUUUCCAUUCCCCUCACUGUGGCUAAGGGGUAGGGUGAGGGGAUGGAGAGGGAGGGCUGUCUACCAUGGUCUGGGGCUUGAGGAAGAUGAGUUUGUUGAUUUAAAUAAAGAAUUUGUCUUUUUUGAAUGGA
Messenger RNA from Saimiri boliviensis boliviensis (Bolivian squirrel monkey), 1439 nucleotides. It is a transcript of the gene TAGLN2, whose product is annotated as transgelin 2. Gene Ontology annotation, biological process: actin filament organization. The record is from RefSeq and is a predicted model, not a curated record. Lineage: Eukaryota; Metazoa; Chordata; Mammalia; Primates; Cebidae. Gene Ontology annotation, molecular function: actin filament binding. Gene Ontology annotation, cellular component: actin cytoskeleton.